Molecule: messenger RNA, 2141 nt
Organism: Tribolium madens (black flour beetle)
Lineage: Eukaryota; Metazoa; Arthropoda; Insecta; Coleoptera; Tenebrionidae
Product: serine protease gd-like
Exons: 7
Coding region: 378-1805 (475 amino acids)
Biological process (GO): proteolysis
Molecular function (GO): serine-type endopeptidase activity
Source: RefSeq, a predicted model, not a curated record
ACUACAAUCAUUUGUAAUUCACGCGAAACAGGUUUUCAAGAUUUUACCACUGUCAUAACAAAACAGAUACCCAAACCUGAAUUAUUGCCAUAGGUUCUGAUGGUUCUUGUACAUUUUAUUGUUAGUAUUGAUUAGAAGACCGAAAACGUGUUUUUAGUGUUGACUAUCAUCCAAAAGUGAGUUUUUUUGAAUGUGAUAAAAGCAAAAAUAUUCUACAAAACCGCCUUGAUAUUUACGAAUCCAGCAGUGCAUGUUGUAAGUCGACUUUUAUAUCGAAAAAAACAAAUUUCAAAAGAAUGAAUAAUCGCUAAAAAUAUUUCCUAUAAACACACGUAAAGGUCACCACAGCCACAAUUGUGAAAUUUCAGGAAUCCACGAUGAAAUAUCUCCUCUUGUCGCUCCUCUUGGUCCAAGCAAGGACUCAAUUCAUCUCCCCAUGUCCCAGACUGUUCCAAUACGAACCCCAAGGAUCGGAAAACGACCGAUGGUACGGCACGGUCACACUUCUAAGCGAAUCUGAAUUAUCAGGAGUUUGGUUACGAUUAAUUUUCGAUAAACCAUCAAUCCAACUUGGAAAUUGGUUUGGGGAAGUCGUAACAACAGACAACAAAGAGUAUUUAAUUAAAAAUCGUAACCACAAACUACUCGCAAACACACCGUACAAACUCAGAUUUUAUCUCAAAUACAAUCCGGGGGAAAACCCACCAAAAUUGGUAAUGUUCCGACUAAAUGCGAGGGUAGUUUGCCCCGAAAAUGGGGCCACUACCGAAGCGGCGGUCACAACAGGACAACUCAUUACUAGUAGUUUAAUUUCAACGACACGAAAUCCUUUAGUAAAUAACAACAACCAAGGAAGUACCACUUUUGUCAAACCUGGAGGGGCUUUUAACCACCAAAUGAAUUCGGGAGACGACGAUGAUUUUUUUCACGGAGACUUCGCUAUUUUUCAUAGACCCAAUAAGCCAUCGGUCGACCUGGGGGCUGCUUGUGGGACUGUAGUCAUGCCCCCGCGUCCGCUCAUAACCCACGGCCAGGCCACCCACGAGGGGGAAUUCCCGUGGCAUGCGGCCCUCUACCACGCCAGUGGCAUCGACUUGACAUACAUCUGUGGCGCCUCGCUUAUCAGCCGUUAUCACCUUUUGACCGUCGCCCACUGUGUUACCAAACCCAAAUCCCAGGAAAUCCUCGAUCCCGGCAGUUUAGUUGUAUACUUGGGCAAAUAUUACUUGAAACGAUGGUCAAAUCCCGGAAUUCAAGACAAACAUGUCGACAAAAUCACAGUUCAUCCCGACUACAAAUCGCAAGUUUUCACAAACGACAUUGCCAUCCUCCGGAUGUCGUCUCCGGUCGAACUCACGAAUUACGUCCGACCUGUGUGUCUCUGGGACGAAAACACGCAAUUACAAGCCGUGGUUAACAAAGCCGGAACUGUCGUAGGGUGGGGUUUUGAUGAAAACGGCCGAGUCACUGAACAACUCACCAAAGCCAAAAUGCCGGUGGUGUCACAAGAAACGUGCAUUUACUCAUUCCCUGAUUUCUACUCUCGAUUUACUUCCGAUAAAACCUACUGUGCCGGCUUUAAAAACGUUGGUUUUGAAGGUACUUCAGUGUGCAAUGGGGACUCGGGGGGCGGCAUGGUCUUCCCCAAAUCGAACUCGAACACAAACAACCCCGUGUGGCAGCUGAGGGGCCUCGUCUCGAUCAGCGUGGCCUUGCAAAACCAACUCAAGUGUGAUGCCUCUCAUUAUGUUGUUUUCACAGACGUUGCCAAGUAUUUAGACUGGAUCAAAGCCUCACUUAAUUAAAAAUUGUCAACUUUGCAUUCUUUUAUUUAAUUAAAAUAACACAAUUAUAGUUUAGUGUGCUCCCCGGACGGUUCGUUUCUACAAAUCACCGAAAUUCGCCUGUCUUUAACCACUUUAUCCCCCUUGAAAACGCUACAAUUGUUGGACAAAAUCUCGUGGGUGUAAUCGAAUCUAGCUGUGCCCCUCAUAACAUAAAGAGACCGUUUUUUUAACAUAAUAUUUGCGUAAAUAGUCUUGUUUUUAUCGAGCACUAGUCUCAUAACACUAUCACUUAACAAACUCAAACCAGCGAUUGUAUCCCCACAAAACUGUAAUCAAAUUACAAUUUUUUUCUUA